Molecule: messenger RNA, 2994 nt
Organism: Aphanomyces astaci
Lineage: Eukaryota; Oomycota; Saprolegniomycetes; Saprolegniales; Verrucalvaceae
Exons: 16
Coding region: 31-2994 (987 amino acids)
Biological process (GO): double-strand break repair via homologous recombination
Cellular component (GO): Smc5-Smc6 complex
Molecular function (GO): ATP binding; ATP hydrolysis activity
Source: RefSeq, a predicted model, not a curated record
UUUUCCCACCAAAUUCACGCGCGCGUGAAGAUGUCGGCGCAACGUCGGAACCAAGAGUACGUGGAUGGUUCGGUAUACAGAAUCCGCCUGCACAACUUCUUGACGUACGGCGAUGCGGAGUUGUUCCCCGGGCCGCGAUUGAACGUUGUGAUCGGUCCCAACGGCACGGGCAAGUCGUCGAUUGUGUGUGCGCUCUGUGUCGGGCUUGGCGGGUCGACAAAGGUGCUUGGACGCGCAGACAAGAUGGGCGACUUUGUCCAGCAUGAAAAGGACUCUGGUUUUACAGAAAUCGAACUGUUCUUCACGAGAAGAAACGUCGUGAUCCGCCGCAACAUCUUCCGCGACAACCGGUCCACAUGGCAACUUGACGGCAAGGAGUCGACCCAGAACAAAGUCAGGGAAGUGUUGUCCAAGGCCAAGAUUCAAAUCGACAACUUGUGCCAGUUUUUGCCCCAAGACAAAGUUGGCGAUUUCUCCCGCAUGACGCCGACGCAGCUGCUCAAGGCAACCCAAGCCGCCAUCGGCAACGGGGAAUUGGCCGACCAACAGGAAGAGAUCUUGAAGAUGGAGAAGGAGAACAGCACGAGCAACCAUGACUUAGUCGCUGCCCGCGCUCGGUUGGAAACUAAACGGUCCGAGAACUUGCAGCGUCAGCGCGAUGUCGAGCGCAUUCGCGAGCAAGAAGCGCGUCGAGUGGAGUUGGCCAAUCUCAAAAACAAGCUGCUAUGGGUGCAGUACACGGAGCAGCGGCAAAAGGUGGACGCCUUGAACCGUCGAAAGACUGUGCUCAAAAAUCGACUUCGCACUGCCAAAAGCGUACAACUAGAUCCACUCAAACACUUGCUCGAGGAGCAAAAGGACGCCAUGCGAUCUAUUCGCGACAGCAAGAAGGAGAUUGUGACGGAGAAGGAGCGGGUCGUUGGCUCCCUCGCCAACAUCAAACAGCAUGUGGACCGAGCCGACCGUGAAGAGACAGAAACCCAAGCCGAGAUGCAAUCGCUGAAAGAACACCAGCGUCAAUUGAAGCAUCGCCUCGAGCGUGAAAAGCAAAAGGAGGAGAAACUCCAUGAAGAGCUGCAGGGAUUGCGCGCCGAAGCGGGCUUGCGGGAAGACCUGUCGGCGCUGCAAGAAGCCUUUGACGCCCAAAGCAAUGAAAUUUUUCACAUUACGAGUUCCCGGGAAAGCGAUCGACACGACUUUGGCCGUCUUACCAGCGAAAUCCACCGCAUCGACGACAAACUGGCUCGGCUGGAGAAUGCGAAUUUGCAACGGCAAAAGGUGCUGGGUAGUCGGGACCGCGACUGCAUGCGAGCAUUCGAGUGGGUGCAGAAGAACUCUGCGAUGUUUCAGCGCAAAGUGUGGGGGCCUAUAGCUCUCGAGGUGCAAUUGACCGACAGGCUGUACACCAAGUACCUGGAAGACACGCUGCAGAACUACGUGCUGACGUCGUUCGUGGUCGAGUGCCGCGAGGACUACAACACGAUGCUGCGAGAGCUGAACGAGGGCAGCCAGCGCCUCGGUGUGAAUGUGCUGCAGCUGGACGAAGGCCGAAUCAAGCCCUUUCAACGGCCAUAUUCGGCCAGUCAGAUCAAAUCGUUCCAGGAGAACCUUGGCAUGACUUGUUACUUGGACGAGGUCGUAAAGGCACCAGAGGUGAUCCAUCAAAUUCUCCGCGACCACGGCGGGAUUCACACGAUGCUGCUGGGGACGCAGGAGACGGAGGACAUGAUCAACCGAGGUGUGGAUGUGUUUUCGCAGUUGGCAGCGAUCAACGACAAGGCGGCGUUCUUGACCCCGUUCAAGAAGUACGUGACGUCAGUGUCCAAGUAUGGAAACAAAGCCGCGACGACUCGGUCCAACGACAUUCGCGAGCCACGGUUCUUGGCCGUGUCGGCAGACAACCAAGGCGAGCGAGAGCAAUUGCAACAGGAACGACUCGCCAAGCAAACAGAGAUCGCUGCCAUCCAGCAAAAGAUUGCAUCGGUGAAAGCGCGAGAAAAGGAGCUGUUGGAUGCCAAACACGCGACGAAUAUCCAGCAAAACGACAUCAAAGCGCAACUUCGCCGACGCCAGCAACUGGUCGCGUACAUCAGCGACACCAAAGCCAAAAUACGCACCCUCGAAGCUGAUGCGGCCAAGGACGUGUCGGACAAGCAAGCAGCGCUGGCGAGAAAGCUCGUGAAUACAUUGACCAAGCAUGUCAAGCAACUGUCGGGCAGCCGUGAAAUGGUCUCCAACUUGAUGACGAUUACGUCAAAGCAAGUCGAGUUUGAUCUGACGAGUACGACCAUGGAGCACCGCGUGACGGUGAUUUCCCGCGUGUUGAGUGAAGAAGAAGCCAAACUCCAACGGUUGAAGGACGAGUACGACGACGUCAAGCGCGCGCUGGUGGACGAGGCGAGACACGCGGUCAAGCUCAAAGAACGUGCGGAGCGAGCGGCACCAGAGAAUGACCCGGCGUUCGACUGCCUCCCGGACUCGGCCGUGGAAAUCCACGCGCAGGUCGAAAGCAUUACGGUGGCGCUGGCGCAUUUCCGCGGCGAUUUGCGCGUUCUCGACACGUACGAGCAAGUGCAAAAGGAAAUCGAAGAGGCCGAAGCCAAGUUGGCGAGAAUGGAGUCGAGCUUUGCCACGUUGCAGGAUCGCAUCAAUGCCAUCAAGGACCCGUGGUAUGCCCAAUUGACCGACGUCGUGUCCAAAAUCAACACAUCGUUUGCGCAAUACUUUAAAGACAUUGGGUGUGUGGGCGAAGUUCACUUGAACCAAGACGGGGGCAUGGAUAUUUUCAACGAGCGAAAGGUAUUUUCGCGUAUCACCAAGUCGUCGUGCGGAAGUCAACUGCCGCAGUACUUUCUCAUCACGCCCAAGCUCAUCACUGGACUGGAAUACCACCCCGACACCAAAGUACUUGUCAUCUUGAACGGCCCGUACAACAUCCUCCAGGCCGAGUGGGACGUCGAUACCUUUGUAGCCAAGCGUCAGAAACUCAUUUAA